CACCGCCGUUUUCUAAAGCAAAUUGGAUGCUUCAGUAUCACAACAUCAAUCAUCGACAACACACGCACGCACACACACACACACCACGAGAUCAUCGCAAUACAUCCGUCGUCGAGAUCCAACACCACGAACGAAGCACGCUGGGGAUGAUUAUGCAUGCGUGUGCUGCUGUUGGGAUAUCCACAAGUGUCGGUGUCUAGACGGACAGCAUGGCAGUGGCCGAAGCUAAACUUCGGCGAUGGAAACAGUGGUGUAGUGGGUUGCGAUGGGUAGCAUUAAUAAGGAAACUGACUGAAUAUGCAUCGUUCCAGGGGAAGAUCUAGAUGAGUUUGUAAGUGUGUGAGUGUGAGUGUGUGUGUGUGUGUGUGUGAAGGGAGAUGCGAGAAGGGGGAUGUUGGUGAGCUGAGCGACGGACAGCUGCGGGUGCGAUGAUCGGAAUUGAAAUGCGAUGCGAUCUUGCGCACGUCUGCAGCGGGCAACGACUUUCUAGAUGGCCAGCCACCUUUUAAUAGAGCGUACCCCGUAACCUACGCAGUGUAAUCCUCCAGUCUCGUCCUCGACCAACCCCGCGUCGUGGCUGUCUUCUCCCUCUGCCUUCCCCAUCUCCAUGGCUCCUGAUUGAUCAGUCUCUCGCCUUCGUUUCCCCCUUCCCUUCCCUUUCCUGCCUCCCUCGCUCGUCCUCUCACGCUGAAAGUUUUUUCACCGUUCUUGUGGUGCUGUAUAUGGUGAAGCAGGCCACCGCCUGAUCGUCGUUGCGGUGCUGCUGCUUCUGCGUUGAGUUGUCUGUGCUGGUGAUAGCAGUGCUCUGCUGAUUGUGCCUGCAUUUCGAUCGGUUCCCCUCGGAGUACUUUCCAUUGGUUUUGUCUGAAUAGGUGGUUUUAGGAUGGUUUGAGAGGCGAGAAAUAGUGACCCAGUGUUUGUUGCCUGUUGGAGCUUAGCGGCAUUGUGGUCUUUUCUGUUGUUUUCAACCUGAACGGUUAUGCUUUGGCCAAAUUAGAUCAGCCGCCCACAGGAUUUUGCUUGUUUAUUUUUGAAAUUCUUGGCGUGCGACCGUAGUCACCGUUACUGAGUUUUUUUGAAUUGGGCGUUGAUUCGAUAUUCUCGUGCAUUAACAUACGAGCCAGCAACGGUGAUCCAGCAGUGGGGUUUUGUUACUGCUGCUUUUCUCCAAGUUGUGGUGGUGUUUACCCUCCUCUCUAGCAUCCGAAUUCGAGUCAGUAAUGUGCACAAUUUGACAUCUGUGUAACUGUAGCUUUUUAGAGCCGUUAGUGUUUGCAAGCCUUGAUCUGAUCAGCGAUGAUGCGCCUGCGCAAGUGAGAGUCGGUAGAGCGUCGUUCUACAAUGGAUGGCUGAGGUGUUGUCAUCUACUGCGUCGAUUCUCGUGGCUUUCUUUCAGGUGGAGGUAACCAGAUUGACCAAAUUGAACUUGCCCCUAUCAUUUUUGCUGCAUUUCUCAUGAUUUUUUUAGUACCAGUAAUGUAUGUGGGAUUAAAACCCGAAAGAGUUUGAAUAGGAACCAGAUAUUUUGCUAGAAAUGAUCAAAUGCUUCUCGACAAUUGGAUAUUUAUGAGUACUUCGUAUCGGGAAAUUCAGACUUGCUUUAGUCUUUCGAGCGGAAGAGGAUUUAACGAUUCGGUGCUGUUGUAGCUGCUUGGGUACAAGGUAUUUCUGCCAUGCAUUAUAUUUUCCAAGCAUUCUCACUGCAAGGAUCGCUCAUGUCUGAUUGAUUGAAAUACUGCAACUCCAUGUUUCUUUGAAUCUUAACUCGAAGGUUUUAGCAGCCUUAAAAUAAAAUAAAAUAAAAUAAAUCCACUGCCCUAUUCCUGAAGCACCCGUUGAGAAGAAAUAAAGCGCAAUGACCGAUCUGAUUUCGAUCUUGGAGUCAUCAGGGUCAUCACGAGAGGAGAUGUGCCCUGUUGCUGUGCCAAGCUCCGUGGCUUCUUCUUGUGAAAGGUUGAUAUGGGAGGGGUGGACUGCACAACCAUCUCCUGUCGAAGAAAGCACCACCAGCAAGUUACUUCCAAAGCUACUUCCAGAGCUCGAGACAUCAUCCUACUCUGCACUCACCCUUCAGCAACCUGAUGCGCUCUCCAGCAUACUUUCAGUCCUCCACCCUUUUUCUCAUUACAGUUCGGCCAGUUUAGAACUCGCUCGCAAUCCUGACUGGAGCUUGAAAUCUUCAAAUCCUCUGCGGGAAAGCAGCUCGGAGGCUGGCAUCCGAACCUCAUCUUUCGAAGGCUUGUACUCUGGUCAGCACACCACCAAAAAGAUUCAUUUGGGGGUCAUACCCUACCACUUGUCCGAAGAUCAGCGCCAGUGCGCUGUCAGUCCUCCGGAAAAUGAGUGCCGCCUACUGUCUGCAAAUUCCUCUGGAUCCCUUCACUGGUGGCAUUCCAUAGGCCCCGAGUCUCCUUCCUCUACUCUUGCAUUCCAUAAUAUUGGGAUCCAACACUCUACCUUCGAAAAGUGUGAGCCUAGGGGCCAGUCGCACUCAUCAUGGCCAGCGGCCAGCGGCACGUCGCCAACAGUUCAAUACUUUCAUGCCCAUUCUGCAGAUAAUGAAGGUGUCGAGGUCGUCAAGCAAGAUGACUCGCAGAUAUCCAAGGCUCUGGCGACCUAUCAACCCCACGGCGACCAUAGUCUCGUGCUAAAUUCAGACCGCAUUGCAAGCACAACCAGCCACUCAGAAGAUCCUUGCGGCCCUAAACCUGGACGCAGACCAGCUGCAUCAUACGACACCGAGAUGAUUCUUAGCCCAAGUGAGAGUUUCUUGACAACUCCCAAUAUGUUAUCAACGUUGGAGUGCGUAAUAUCCGGUGCAAGUAACAUAUCUGAUCAGUAUAUGAACUUCGUCAGAGAACCGCAGGAGCAAAGGCUGUCCUCUAUCUCCGAUCUGUCCCUUAUUCCUGACAGCCACGCGGAUCCGCACAGUAUCGGAUUUAUCUCUGGGACCUUUAGAACAGACUCCCACGGAACUGGAAUAAGAAAGAACCGCAUCUUUCUCAGUGAUGAGGAAUCCGACUUCUUGCCUAAGAAGCGAUCCAAGUACACGGUCCGCGGCGAUUUUCAGAUGGAUCGCUUCGACGCAGUUUGGGGGAAUACCGGUCUUCGGGGAUCUAGCUGUCCUGGAAAUUCAGUAUCCCAGAUGAUGGCGAUUUACGAAUUCGGACCCGCACUGAACAGGAACGGCAGGCCGCGAGUACAACGUGGUUCGGCGACUGAUCCGCAGAGUGUACACGCCAGGGCGCGGAGGGAGAAAAUCGCCGAGCGCUUGAGAAAGUUGCAGCACCUCAUUCCAAACGGCGGGAAGGUGGACAUCGUAACCAUGCUCGACGAAGCCGUUCACUAUGUUCAGUUUUUGAAGCGACAAGUUACGCUUCUGAAAUCCGACGAGUAUUGGAUGUACGCCACGCCGACCUCGUACCGGAGCAAAUUCGACGACUGCAGUCUGGUUCCCGGCGAGAACAACUGAUCCUGCAGGAAAGCUGGCAUGUGGCUACCGUCAGACAGCAUGGUAAAAGCGCGGUACCGCCGAAAUCUACCAUGUGUCAGUAGUACCGACACAUGGUGGAUUAUCGAUCUCCGCAGCUGCCCGGUGUUGAUGAUUUCAGCUCGUCGCCGUGUCGGUAAAGGUUUUGUGAGGUCGGUGAUGUGGGCUGAAGUCAUCAAAACUGCAAUUGAGCAGCACGCUUUGUACAAUUUUUUCAUUUAUUUAUUCUAGUUUAUUUUAGUUUGUAGAAAUCGAUACUAAGUUGUUCCGCUUGCUUAUCAUGGUAUGGUGGACAAUACAUGUGAGUGAUCUUUUUCAUUUUA
This is a messenger RNA of Physcomitrium patens, 3813 nucleotides long. The record is from RefSeq and is a predicted model, not a curated record. Lineage: Eukaryota; Viridiplantae; Streptophyta; Bryopsida; Funariales; Funariaceae.